AAAGUCGGACGGAACCCUUCAUUUGAUCUCUCUUUGAUCUAUUAUCUGCAUAGGCCGUGGGGUGGGAGGUUUGGACUUCCAAGAUUCCAUUAGUAUUCAUUCCCAUCUAACAAAAUACCCUCCCCGUCUCUCACUCGAAACAUGAGUAAAGGUCCGGGACUCUUCUCCGAAAUCGGCAAGAAAGCCAAAGAUCUGCUCACCAAGGACUACAGCUGCGAUCAGAAAUUCACCGUCGCGACCUACUCUGAAAACGGAUUGGCCCUUACUUCAACUGCAGUGAAAAAGGGUGGACUGUCUACAGGGGAUGUGGCCACACAAUUCAAAUACAAGAAUGCUCUCGUUGAUAUAAAAGUUGACACGGAAUCGAAUGUUUCAACAACCAUUACUUUCACAGAGAUUCUGCCAUCCACGAAGACCAUUGCUUCGUUCAAACUGCCUGAUUACAACUCAGGAAAGCUUGAGGUGCAGUACUUCCAUGAGCAUGCAACCUUUACUACAGCUGUUGCCCCAAACCAGUCCCCAAUAAUUGAUCUUUCAGCCACUCUUGGCACUCCCACCUUUGCUUUUGGUGCAGAGACAGGUUAUGAGGCUAAGUCGGGUAGUUUUACCAAGUAUAAUGCAGGCUUUAGUGUGACCCAGCCUGACUCCAGUUUUUCAAUGAUUUUGGCUGACAAGGGAGACACACUGAAGGCAUCAUAUGUGCACCAUCUGGAUCAGAUGAAGAGGAGUGCUGGGGUGGCAGAUAUCACCCGAAGGUUUUCCCUGAACGAGAAUACAUUCACUGUAGGAGGAUCAUAUGCUGUUGAUCCUCAGACAGUCAUAAAGGCGAGGCUCAAUAACCAUGGGAAACUUGGGGCCCUCCUUCAGCAUGAGCUCAAACCCAAGUCAGUCCUUACAGUCUCCAGUGAGUUUGAUACCAAGACUUUGGACAAGAAUCCUAGGUUUGGGUUGUCCCUUGCCCUCAAGCCUUGAGUGCUCUGUUGAUUUGUUCUGAUGGUAUUCUCAAUGCUUCUUGAUUUUGUUGGUGUUUUAGUGCUGUUUGGAAGGGAAAGGGGAAUAAAUAGUUUCAAAUAUAUAUUCUAUUUUUUUUUUAGGCCAAGGUUUCUGAGGCUAUGGAUUUUUCAAUUGGAUGCUUUGGCCCUAUUUUUGUUUUCCAUUUUUUAAGGAGUCAGUUUUGAUAUGGAUGCAUCUGUAAAAUCUUUUUCUUUUCUCUUUUUUUGUUCAUUUAUUCUGAUACCAUUGUCAUCAAGACCUUAAUUCAAUUGAAUAUUUCACCGGCCCAUUGAAAAUUAUUCGACUCAGGUUGGGUAGGCCAGAUUAGACAAACUUAUUUAUUUAAUCUGUUAUUUAUGCCUGCAUUUGGAACCAUAUGAGAUUUAUCUAAACUCUCUUGAUCUGUA
Molecule: messenger RNA, 1400 nt
Organism: Telopea speciosissima
Lineage: Eukaryota; Viridiplantae; Streptophyta; Magnoliopsida; Proteales; Proteaceae
Product: mitochondrial outer membrane protein porin 2
Exons: 6
Coding region: 142-972 (276 amino acids)
Biological process (GO): monoatomic anion transmembrane transport
Cellular component (GO): mitochondrial outer membrane
Molecular function (GO): voltage-gated monoatomic anion channel activity
Source: RefSeq, a predicted model, not a curated record